Molecule: messenger RNA, 1032 nt
Organism: Leishmania mexicana MHOM/GT/2001/U1103
Lineage: Eukaryota; Euglenozoa; Kinetoplastea; Trypanosomatida; Trypanosomatidae
Exons: 1
Coding region: 1-1032 (343 amino acids)
Biological process (GO): DNA replication; double-strand break repair via break-induced replication
Cellular component (GO): GINS complex; nucleus
Source: RefSeq, a predicted model, not a curated record
AUGUCUUCAUCGACCCGAGAUGGGGCUGGCGGCGGUGGCGGAAGUAGCAGCAGCGGCGGUGUCGCCCUCGCAGUCGGCUCCCUCGCAGAUGAGUGGGCCUUCAACAACUACCACGUGUCCUCCUUCAUGGCGAUGGAGGUGCCGGCGACAAUUGUGCCCCGGUUUGUGAUGGACCGUGUCGACUGCCUUGGUGGCAGUUACGGGCCUUUUGCCCCAAACUACCCCAUCGACGUGCCACUCUGGCUCGCCCUUUACUUGCGACAGACCAACACGUGUGCGAUUCAGCCGCCAGACUACCUUCGCGUGGAGUAUUUGCGCGACAUCAUCGAGCGAGAGCGGACCAACGAUCAGGGCUUUGAAAGUCUGCCCUUCUACUUCUACGAGAUUGCUAAAAAGUUGACGGAGCGGUGCGGAGGCAGUAGCGGUGGUGGCGGCGGCUCCGACGACGGGGACACAAUUCCCCACGUGGUGGAAGUCAUCCGCCUUGUCAAUGAAAUACACGCGAUGCGGCAGCAGAAGCUCAAGAAUCUCAUGGCAGUCUUUGAGGCAGAAGGGUCACCCAUGUUCAUUCCAGGCGUCUUGCUGACGAACAUCGUUUGCCAUGAGCUGCACUUUCUGCGAGCCAGCUUUGGGAUCGUGCUGCAGCAGGCCGCGUCGAUGGAACGACAGCGGCAGCAGCUGAUACGACUGCCACCCGUCUCUGCCGCCACUCCAGGUCGCUUGUCCUCUACCGUGGGUCGGACGACGCUGGCGAGUGGAAUGAGCACUGCGCGCACGACCACGACACUGUCUUCUACAGGCACACCAGGCGUCGCCACGACGGCGAUGGACCUUGCCUCUAAAAUGGGCUCUGGCAGCUUCAUACACGAAGGCGUUGCAAACUCUCAAGGAUCGGCGCUGACAGCCGCAACAUCGAUGACAACGGCGAUGGCUGUGACAUCGGAUGGUGGCUCUCAGCCCACUGCCACAGCGGACGUGACACCACUGACGCAGCCCGCAGUUAAAAAGCGUCGCACCCUACGGCAGACGUAG